CCCGCGCGCGAACGUUUUCAAACGCUUACUCCACCCGCCGAAUUAUAAAAAUUGUGCUAUCUGUGUAAAUAAAAAAAUAAAAAAUAUUUUAUCUGUGAUUAGUUUUUAAAAAGUGGGUUUUAGUGUUGUGCCAUUAAAUUCAAGCCAUUCAAGGAUAAUCGAUACGUAAAGUGUCGGCAAGAUGACGACGAAAUCGUACAGCAAGCACAAGGAGUUUAAAGAGUUCUCCAGCAGCAGCAGCGGCAAAGCGCCUUACGCGGGGGAACAAUUCGACAUGCUGAAAUCCGAACUGAUCCCGGCGAACAGCAAGCUUAACAGCAUCGGCAAUGGCGGUCACCGCGAAUAUCAGUACGAGUACCGUGAGGAGAAGCUGCCGCACGGGAAGUACGACCGCAAGGACCUGCACACCGUCGAGGAGUACACAAUACCACCAAAAACGCUGCCAAAGUCCGAAGCCAACUCGUACUACUACGAGCGCGAGGAGCGCGACCUUCCCGCCAUCACCUCCGGCACCAGGACAUACAACUACGAAUCCAACACCAGUUCUACGCCAGGUUACUCAAAGGUGAAGAGCAGCAAGGUGACCAAAGACCUGUCGCACAACGUGGAGGAGCUGGACUCGCUCCUCGAUGACUUGCAGAAGGAUCAAGAGCGACAGCUGUAUAAGAGUGGCUACGCUUCUGACACAGCUGAAAGCACAUCAUUCGACUAUAAGCGAGGCACCCAAGUGAAGGCUCCUUCCAGUGGCUACUCAACCCUCAAGCGUGAGGAACGUGUGGAAUCAUCCUCGUGGGGUUCAAGCCCACCUCCUCCCACCACAACCCGCGCGGCGGAGAUCAGGCAGGAGAUGUACCGUGAGGAGAAAACAGAGUCUCGUGUGGUACCGCAGGUGGUGCCCGCGCUGGCGCCGGCGCCGAUUCAGGCCUGCACGCACUGCCACCAUCAAACCAGCUCCUCAGGCACUCUGUCCCGCUCUAGCACGCCCAUGAACAAAGUGACGACAACAGUGAAAACCUACACGUACGAGGUGCCCGCCGACCAGGACCCCACCACCGUGCCCAUCCCCACUCACGAUUCUCACACUUAUGUUAGCGACACUGAAAAUGUCCGCACUUUGAGCCGAACGACGACUGCCGGUGCCCCGGUGGCGCCACCUCCCGGCGGCUGCCAGUACUGCCAACACUGCAACACCAGCACCAGAGUGCGCCGCGACCAAUUUUCCGCUACUGACGUAUCUGAGCACACGACGGAGCGUAUGGUGUACCCGUCUCCAGCCAACGAAGUGAAGCUGCUGCCAUCCAACCCUCCAGCACCCGUCACCACGCAUCUGACGCCGGAGCGCAAUGGACACGGCCCUUAUGGUCCAUCGGCGUACAAGUACAGCGAGACGACGUACUCGCGGCACGACACGACGGAGCGCGCGACCCCCUCCCCGUUCCCGCGCCCCUCCACGCCCUCCCAGCGCGACCAGCAGCCCCCCAAGCGGCUGGAUGAUCUGCUGGCUGACUUCCCUGAAGCGAGAUUCCCAGUCUCCCAGCCUGACGGCGUGGUGCGCCGCAAGCUAGAAGUCUCCCAUGAGUCCCGCCAAGCCUCCUCACCACCUCCUACACCUACUGCGAAGGCCCCAGCGGUGGGCAGCAAGAACAUCGCCGGCCCAGCCGUGUACUACCCACCUGGACACACGCCGUUCGCGAAGAAGGAUGCUCCUAUUGCUUAUACGGCUGGUGGAAGCGCUUCAGCGGCUCAAGGCGGCGGCGCGUACGCGUCCGGCCGCGGCAUGUAUGAGUACGAAAGCGGCGCGCGCAGCAAGGAGAAGCACUCGGAGAAGAAGACCGCCGUGCCCAUCUGCCUGCCGCUCUGCUGCGCCAUGCCCUGUGUCAUCAUGUAAACUAGGCAUAGAUCUGUAUUGGUAUCAAGAUUCCAAGUGAAAAUAAACUCAAGCCGCCAAUAAAUAAAAAAUUGCCAAGACAAAUGCAAUUUUUAUCUAUCAAAAUAAAGAUUUAAAAUACAAUGGAAUUAAAAGCCUUUUUAUAGGCCUAUGGAGUGUGGACGGCUAAAGUUUAAAGAUGCGUGCAGAUGUGGCGAAUAGGCGAUUAUUUUCUAAUAUUAACAAAAUUCGCUAUUAUGGUUAUAAUUUUCACAUUUACUAUUUUGUAUGUCAGUUUGACCUUAAAUAUUAUUUUGUGAAAAACGAGUUGAACGAUGUCGUUUGAAAUCUAGGAUGUCAUUUGGAAUCUUGAAUACCGUUUGGAAUCUUUAGUAUAUAAUGUACGUGUCGUCGACAUUUUCAAGAAUUUAUGGGGUAUAUUUUUGAUGCCAGAUGUCAUCAAGGAUAUGUGAACUUUGUAGACAAUGCUAAGAAUUUUUGUUGUAUGAAAGUUGUAUGUAAUUGACAACAUAGUUCUUAAGUUCUAAAAUAUGACUUGCCGAUGUAAUGGAAAUAACAAAAUAUUAAUUCAAUUUCAUAACUGCCAUUGUGACUUUUAAAGUUUCCCAAAGGUGCUAAAUUUUUUAAAUGUCAUUUUAUAUCGUAAUUUAAUUGUAUAAUAUAAAUUAAGUCUGUAUACUUCUCGAGGAGAUAGUAUAUAAGAACUUGCAAGAUUAGUCAGAAAUACAUAAUUUAAAAAAAAAACUUGCAAGUAAGGUGCGUUGGGAUAA
Molecule: messenger RNA, 2658 nt
Organism: Cydia strobilella
Lineage: Eukaryota; Metazoa; Arthropoda; Insecta; Lepidoptera; Tortricidae
Exons: 14
Coding region: 182-1888 (568 amino acids)
Source: RefSeq, a predicted model, not a curated record